Messenger RNA from Penicillium soppii, 1968 nucleotides. RefSeq names its product Hsp70 family ATPase KAR2 (gene bipA). Gene Ontology annotation, cellular component: cytoplasm; endoplasmic reticulum lumen; nucleus. Gene Ontology annotation, biological process: endoplasmic reticulum unfolded protein response; protein refolding; cellular response to unfolded protein. The record is from RefSeq and is a predicted model, not a curated record. Bases 1 to 1968 code for a protein of 655 amino acids. Gene Ontology annotation, molecular function: heat shock protein binding; ATP binding; ATP hydrolysis activity. The transcript has 4 exons. Lineage: Eukaryota; Fungi; Ascomycota; Eurotiomycetes; Eurotiales; Aspergillaceae.
AUGGCUCGCGUAUCCGCACGCGAUGGCGCGUCCAAGCCCUUCGCCUGGACCACCAUCUUCUACCUUCUCUUCGUCCUCGUCGCGCCCCUGGCCUUCUUUGGAAACACUGCUCACGCCCAGGAGGAGAACUCCCCUGAGAGCUACGGCAACGUUAUUGGUAUCGAUUUGGGAACCACCUACUCUUGUGUUGGUGUGAUGCAGAAUGGCAAGGUCGAGAUUCUCGUCAACGACCAAGGAAACCGUAUCACCCCGUCUUACGUUGCUUUCACCGAUGAGGAGCGCCUUGUCGGUGAUGCCGCCAAGAAUCAAUAUGCCGCUAACCCCGAGCGCACCGUUUUCGACAUCAAGCGUAUGAUCGGUCGCAAGUUUGACGACAAGGAUAUUCAGAAGGAUGUUAAGAACUACCCCUUCAAGGUCGUCAAGAAGGAUGGCAAGCCUCAAGUUAAGGUCGACGUCAACCAGGCCGCUAAGACUUUCACACCGGAGGAGAUCUCCGCUAUGAUCCUUGGCAAGAUGAAGGACAUCGCCGAGGGAUACCUUGGAAAGUCCGUCACCCACGCGGUUGUUACUGUCCCCGCUUACUUCAACGACGCCCAGCGUCAGGCCACUAAGGAUGCCGGUACUAUUGCCGGUCUUAACGUCCUGCGUGUUGUCAACGAGCCCACCGCCGCCGCUAUCGCCUACGGUCUUGACAAGACCGGUGACGAGCGCCAGGUCAUUGUCUACGAUCUUGGUGGUGGUACCUUCGAUGUUUCCCUUCUGUCUAUCGACAACGGCGUCUUCGAGGUUCUGGCUACCGCUGGUGACACUCACCUUGGUGGUGAGGAUUUCGAUCACCGCGUUAUGGAGUACUUCGUCAAGCAGUACAACAAGAAGAACAACACCGAUGUUAAGAAGGACCUUAAGGCUAUGGGUAAGCUCAAGCGUGAGGUUGAGAAGGCCAAGCGCACUCUGUCUUCCCAGAUGUCUACCCGCAUUGAGAUCGAGGCCUUCCACAAUGGCCAGGACUUCUCCGAGACUCUGACCCGCGCCAAAUUCGAGGAGCUCAAUGUCGACCUGUUUAAGAAGACCCUUAAGCCUGUCGAGCAGGUUCUGAAGGACGCUAAGAUCAAGAAAUCUGAGGUUGACGACAUCGUUCUUGUUGGUGGUUCUACCCGUAUUCCCAAGGUCCAGGCCCUUCUCGAAGAGUUCUUCUCCGGCAAGAAGGCCAGCAAGGGUAUCAACCCCGAUGAGGCCGUCGCAUUCGGUGCCGCCGUUCAGGGUGGUAUCCUCUCUGGUGAUGACUCUAUGGCCGAUGUCGUUCUCAUGGAUGUCAACCCCCUCACUCUCGGUAUCGAGACUACUGGCGGUGUGAUGACCAAGCUUAUUCCCCGCAACACUGUCAUCCCUACCCGCAAGUCGCAGAUCUUCUCGACUGCCGCCGACAACCAGCCCACCGUUCUGAUCCAGGUGUUCGAGGGUGAGCGCUCGAUGACCAAGGACAACAACAUGCUCGGCAAGUUCGAGCUGACCAACAUCCCCCCGCGCCCCGCGGUUAGCGCCUCCGACAAGGGAACUGGCCAGGCUGAGUCCAUCACUAUUACCAACGACAAGGGCCGCCUCACCCCCGAGGAGAUCGAGCGCAUGGUCCAGGAGGCCGAGGAGUUCGCCGAGGAGGACAAGGCCAUGAAGGGCAAGAUUGAGGCCCGUAACGGUCUCGAGAACUACGCCUUCAGCCUGAAGAACCAGGUCAACGAUGAGAACGGUCUUGGUGGCCAGAUCGAUGAGGAUGACAAGCAGUCCAUUCUCGACGCCGUCAAGGAGGUCAGCGACUGGCUUGAGGACAACGCUGCCACUGCCACCACCGAGGAUUUCGAGGAGCAGAAGGAGCAGCUCUCCAGCGUUGCUUACCCCAUCACCAGCAAGCUCUACGGCUCUGCUUCUCCUCCUGAGGAUGAUGACGAGCCCCUUGACCACGACGAACUGUAA